CACAUCCACUCGAAUUUUGUUUACUGUAAAGAACUUAUCACUGUAUAAGUGAAGUGAUGGUUGUUUUCCAACAGCAUAAAGAAUAACACAAACUUUAUCUGACUGCGUACUAAUCCAGUCUUUAUUUGAAUGUAACUAAACUGUCUAUUGCAGACUGAUUCCUUGCAAUUGGAUUAGCAUUACUGUUGUGUUCAGGAUCUUUGGAUAUGACAACAAAUCUUCAGAAGCAGAUGGCGGUUGUGGAUGAGAAUGCGUGUAUUCCUUAUGCAGUUUUCCGAGAUUUUUACGUUCCAGUACACAACACUUUCUUCGAGCAAGCAGCAGACUAUAAUCCAAAAACAGGGGAUAUAUUUAUAGUAUCCUAUCCCAAGUGUGGUACCACAUGGAUGCAGCACAUAGUUUAUCUUCUUCAUAAUGGAGGAAAACCAGCUAAAGAUCAUGGACAGAUCGUAUCCGAGAUCCCUUUUGUGGAGCAAGAUGGUUUUCGAAAUGGUGAUGGACGCUACCUCGCUCUUAAGUACCAUUUACCCUUUCGAUUGAUGCCUUAUUCAAGCAAAGCAAAAUACAUAUAUAUAGCCAGAAAUCCUAAAGAUGCUUGUGUUUCCUAUUACCAUUUCUUGAAACCUCUACCAAGGUAUCACAUCAAGAGUUUUGAUGAAUUUUUCGAGUCUUUCCUCUCAGGUCAAAUACCGUAUGGGCACAUCAUCGACCAUGUCCAGGAAUGGUAUGAAAAAAGGAAUCUACCGAAUGUUUUAUUCACCACAUACGAAUCACUAUCAAAUAAAAGAGAAGAAACAAUCUUAAAUGUAGCAAAAUUUUUAGGUCUCCAUAACCUUCCUGAAAAUAUAGUUCAAGAUGUUGUGAACCACUCAAGCUUCAAAUUUAUGAAAAAUCUUGUGGAUGGAGAUUUUAUGAAACAAUAUCUGCGUAGCAGCACGGGUUACAACUGCAACGAGAAUAGAUGUUUGUCCAGUGAUGCCGAACCGAGAAUGAUGCGAAAAGGUAUAACUGGUGACUGGAAGAAUUAUUUUUCAGAAGAGCAGAGUAAACGAAUGGAUGAAUGCAUUCAGGCAAGAGGGGCGAAGCUGAUAAAAAUCUGGGGAAAUUAAAUAAGUUGACGUUCCAAACAAUAAAAAUUAUAAUUAUGACGACAAAUCUCUUGUAAAAUAAUUUCCUUCUGAUGAAAACGUUUUGAAUUUGUAAGUGCUUUUAUGAUUCUUGUAAAAAACAGAAUUUUUAAUUGCACCAAAAAAAAAAAAAAAAAAUUACCGGCUUAUGCAUGAUGGUUCU
Stegodyphus dumicola is the source of this 1290-nucleotide messenger RNA. Its product is annotated as sulfotransferase 1E1-like. Gene Ontology annotation, molecular function: sulfotransferase activity. Lineage: Eukaryota; Metazoa; Arthropoda; Arachnida; Araneae; Eresidae. The record is from RefSeq and is a predicted model, not a curated record.